AUGGCUUCACCUCGCACCAUUCUGGUCUUCCAGCAUGAUGCCAGUCUUCACAUUCUUGAAACCACGGUGACAGCCAUUUCCCCUUUCAAUGCCCUCGAAGAAUCCAAUCGUCUACUCUUCAAAGAUGCCAGCGAGGAACACCAUGCCAUUGUCACCGAGAAAACUAUUUUCCACCCCCAAGGUGGCGGCCAACCCUCUGACACGGGCGUGUUAAAAGGCCCAUCUGGCACUUUCACAGUCACGGCUGUUCGCACAGAUGCUAAUGGACAGGUGCUUCACCUCGGUCUCUUCGAGGGCUCAUCAUCUGCUUUCAAAAAAGGCGAGACCGUCCAGCAGGCAAUUGAUGUAGAAAAGCGUCUACUAUAUUCCCGUUUGCAUACUGCGGGCCACGUACUAGGCGCAUCAGUCCGACAUCUUUUGGAGAAAGAGAUUGAGAACUUCGAUGAACUGAAAGCCUCGCACUUCCCCGACUCGGCAGCAUGUGAGUUUCAAGGCUCAAUUGAAGGCAAAUGGAAGGACUCUAUCCAGAACAAGCUGGAUGGAUAUGUUGCCGCCAAGAUGCCUGUUCAAAUCGAAUGGUGGGACGAAGAGGAUUUCCGCUCGCGUGGACUGGAGCGAUUGAUUCCUGAUCGCAGUUUGGUGCCCGCAGGUGAAAAGUCUCGUGUGGUCAACAUCGUCGGCGCUGAAGUGUACCCUUGCGGAGGCACGCAUGUCGAUACGACAGAUUUGUGUGGACCUGUGACGGUUAAGAAGAUUUCGAGAAAACAAGGAAACUCGCGAGUUAGCUAUGUGGUGAAAUGA
Molecule: messenger RNA, 801 nt
Organism: Penicillium samsonianum
Lineage: Eukaryota; Fungi; Ascomycota; Eurotiomycetes; Eurotiales; Aspergillaceae
Product: putative alanine--tRNA ligase
Exons: 1
Coding region: 1-801 (266 amino acids)
Biological process (GO): alanyl-tRNA aminoacylation; regulation of translational fidelity
Molecular function (GO): Ser-tRNA(Ala) deacylase activity; alanine-tRNA ligase activity; nucleic acid binding
Source: RefSeq, a predicted model, not a curated record